Molecule: messenger RNA, 677 nt
Organism: Sesamum indicum (sesame)
Lineage: Eukaryota; Viridiplantae; Streptophyta; Magnoliopsida; Lamiales; Pedaliaceae
Product: putative non-specific lipid-transfer protein 14
Biological process (GO): lipid transport
Molecular function (GO): lipid binding
Source: RefSeq, a predicted model, not a curated record
GCAAUUUCUCCUCUACUGUGUCUGCCCAACCGAUACGUUUUAAAGUAGAAUAGAAAUUAAAACUUAACUGUAGAAAUCUCGCGAAAUGGUAAGAAUUAGCUACCCGGCCGCAGCUUUUGCAAUCGGAGCGGCGGCGAUUUUCUUUUCGCGGUACCUGGUGGUUUCCGCCGCCGACUGCGCCACCGUGACGGAACUGGUCUCCUCCUGCUCCAGCUUCGUUACAUACGGCUCGCCCGACCCCAUCCCUGGAUCCCCCUGCUGCGCCGCGAUGACGAGCCUGAACAACCUAGCGGAUUCCGGCGACAACCGCCGCGACGUGUGCCGGUGCUUGAUGGAUCUGAUUGCGGCGUACAACCAUCACGCCACCGCCAUCGCCACCUUGCCUGGCUUCUGCGGAGUUUCUCUUGGAUUCACCAUUGAUCCCAACACUGACUGUGAAUACGUCGACCAAGCCGAGAUGAAAGGACGGUGAAUCUAAAGGCAACAGUUGAGCAAGCUGUAGCGUAACAGUGAUGAGGACCGAUCUGAUUCAGAACAACACACAUUCAACCUUUUUUAUAUAGUGAAUUAAUUAAACUAAAACUGUAAUGUUUUUGUUCCAGUUAUAAUGGUUGGAUUGGCGUCUCAUUUGAUUGUGUAUUGCUGAAAUGAAUUAAGUAAAAAUUUGAUAGGAAAAA